AUCAUUUUGUUUUUGUUAACAUUUUUUUGUUCAAAGUGACGUUUUAAUUAGAUGUGACGACAACAUAUCUAAAUGAUAGAACAACAACAAAAACUUUACUAUAAUAAAAACAACAAGGGAAUAGCUGCGACAACAAUAACAUUAAACAAAUAAUAAAUACCGGCAAAAUUAGAAAAAAGUGUACAACAACAAAAGCUUUAAAUAAAAUCACCGCAAUAUGUUAGAAAUUGAUAAGAUUUUAGAAAAAUGUGGCGAUUGUCAUCGUUUGCAGGCCUUGAUGUUGUUGUUAUUUUGUGUCAUUAAUUUGCUAUCGUCGAUGCAUUAUUACUCACAGACAAUCAUCAGUUUUACACCGAAAUAUUGGUGUGCUACAGAUACCACAGAAAAUGAGACUUUAACAAACACAACUCCCAUAACAUCGUCAUGUUUGCCCAUAGAUAAUUCCAAUACAAACUCCUGCACCAGCUACGAUUAUGAAUUGUAUAUGGGUUAUGAAAGUUUCACCAGUGAAUUAGAUUGGAUCUGUGAUAAUGCCUGGAAAUUAACAUUGGGUCAAAGUAUGUUUUUUGUGGGAUCGGUAGUGGGUUCUUUAGUAUUUGGUAUCUUGGCCGACAUAGUGGGUCGCUUACCCAUUCUGAUAGUGGCUAAUAUGGUGGCCAUGAUGGGUAAUAUUUUGACUAUAUUCGGUACCGAAUUGAUAACUUUCUCUCUAUUUCGGUUUUUAUCGGGCUUGGCCACCGAUAGUAAUUUUGUAAUGAUGUAUAUAUUGGUUAUGGAAUAUCUAAGACCCUCAUUGCGCACUGUGGGCCUUAGUAUUUGUAUUGGUUUCUUUUAUUGCCUAGGCUCUAUGGCGGCACCCUGGAUAGCAGUGUUAAUGCAAAGUUGGCGUGGUUUUCUAAUAGCCACCUCUAUACCUCUGAUCACAGUGCCUCUCUUCUACUUUGUAGUGCCCGAAAGUGUUCAAUGGCUGAUAUCAAAACAGAAAUAUGACAAAGCUGUAGAGUGUUUGAAAAGAGUGGCUAAGAUAAAUGGCAAAGUUGUGGAUGAAUCAAGUUAUAGGGAAUUCAUUGAAGAAUGUAAACGCAACCAGUUGCAUACAAAAGUUGCGCCCAAUUUAUGGGGACUGUUUGCCACACCACGUCUAAGGCGCAAUACAUUGAUAUUGUUUUUCAAAUCAAUGGUAAUUACGUUAUGCUACGAUGCAGUUUCACGUAAUGUACAAGGUCUUGGCAUUUCCCCAUUUGUCAUGUUUACUUUGAGUGCCACAAGCAUAUUGCCAGCUUGUUUGCUUCUAAUUGCUUUGCAAGAUCGUAUCGGUCGCAAAGCCAUGGCAUCAAUGUCUUUGCUACUGAGUGGCAUAUUUAUAUCAUGCACUGGAAUUAUACUCUUUGCAAAUGUGGAAAGUUCAACGGAUCAAAGUGUUGCUGUCGUGGUGGCUCUCUCGGUUAUAGGUCGUUUUGGUGUGACGGUGGCCUAUAAUUCUGGCGCCCAGUACGCCACUGAAUUAAUACCCACUUGUGUGCGUGGCCAGGGUGUGGCAGCUGUACAUGUCAUGGGUUAUGCUUUUACAUUUUUCAGUUCCUAUAUUCUUCAUACACGCCAAUAUUUUUCUCCUUUACCCGAAAUUAUUUUGGGUUUAAUUUCUCUUUUAGGUGGCGGUUUAUGUUUGCUGCUACCCGAAACCUUAAAUCGAACUCUACCUACUUCCUUGGAGGAUGGCGAGAAUUUUGGCAAAAAUGAACGUUGGUUUAUGUUUAGUUUUAUGGAAAGACGCUCCCAAUCUGUGGAUACUUUAGCUACCUCCACCUCUACAAAUUUACAUGCAGAUAGUGCUUCUUAUUUCUAAAAUUCUUGUAUUAUCUAUUUUUUGUAUUUUUAAUUUUUAAGGUUUUAAGGUAAUUUUGCAUUUGGAGUAACAUAUUUUUUUUUAAAUAGUUCCUUGUUUUCCAUGUGAUUUCUAUACAUUUUACCAAAGAAAUAAAUUAACAUGUAAU
Molecule: messenger RNA, 1994 nt
Organism: Lucilia cuprina (Australian sheep blowfly)
Lineage: Eukaryota; Metazoa; Arthropoda; Insecta; Diptera; Calliphoridae
Product: organic cation transporter-like protein
Exons: 7
Coding region: 218-1846 (542 amino acids)
Biological process (GO): transmembrane transport
Cellular component (GO): membrane
Molecular function (GO): transmembrane transporter activity
Source: RefSeq, a predicted model, not a curated record